Molecule: messenger RNA, 2252 nt
Organism: Pimephales promelas (fathead minnow)
Lineage: Eukaryota; Metazoa; Chordata; Actinopteri; Cypriniformes; Leuciscidae
Product: cytochrome P450 2J2-like
Biological process (GO): xenobiotic metabolic process
Cellular component (GO): cytoplasm; intracellular membrane-bounded organelle
Molecular function (GO): iron ion binding; heme binding; oxidoreductase activity, acting on paired donors, with incorporation or reduction of molecular oxygen, reduced flavin or flavoprotein as one donor, and incorporation of one atom of oxygen
Source: RefSeq, a predicted model, not a curated record
UCACAGAUUUCAAACAAGACAGAUCACAGAUUUCAAACAAGACAAACGGAACCUGCCAUUUCUCCUACCACCAUGUUCUUACACUUCUUAUUUGACAUCUUUGGUUUUAAAAGCUGGAUCAUUUUAUUUUUUGUAUUUCUGCUCAUUGCUGAUAUUAUCAAAAAUAAGAAUCCUUCCAAUUACCCCCCAGGACCCUGGCCUUUGCCAUUCCUGGGAACUGUCUUCACUAAGAUGGAUUUUAAGAACAUGCACAAGUUGGCUGAUGUCUACGGGAAGGUGUUCAGCCUAAGAGUGGGCAGUGAUAAAAUGAUAAUCGUGUCUGGAUAUAAAAUGGUAAAGGAAGCCCUCAUUACUCAGUUUGAUAGUUUCGUUGACCGUCCAAAUGUCCCACUGUUUCAUAAAAUUUUUAAGGGACUUGGUUUAACGAUGAGUAAUGGAUACCCGUGGCGAACGCAUAGGAAGUUUGCUGGCAUCCAAUUGCGGACUUUCGGAGAGGGGAAGAAAGUCCUUGAGCUCAACAUCCAGCAAGAGUGUGUCUACCUUUGUGAUGCUUUUAAGGCAGAAAAAGGACCUUUCAACCCUAUGGCCACUUUAAACAGUGCUGUCUCAAAUACAGUUGCCUGUUUGACAUUUGGACAACGCUUUGACUAUCAUGAUGAAAGUUACCAAAGAAUUCUGCGUCUUGACAAUGAAUGUGUUCAGAUUGCAGGCACUUUUAGAGCACAGCUGUAUAAUGUGUGUCCUUGGCUCUUGGAAUAUUUACCCGGCCCCCACCAGACCAUGUUUUCCAACUAUAAGAAGAUCACAGACUUCCUGAGAGGAGAGAUCAUCAAACACAAAGAGGCCUGGGACCCUUCAAACCCACGUGACUUUAUAGACAACUACCUGGUCGAGAUGGAAAGGAAAAAGAGUGAUCCUGAGGCUGGUUUUAACAUAGAAGCGUUAGUGAUAUCAUGCCUAGACAUGAUUGAGGCCGGGACAGAGACCUCUGCUACUACAUUACGCUGGGGUCUACUUUUUAUGAUCAAAUUUCCAGAAAUACAGGAAAAGGUCCAGGCAGAUAUCGACAGGGAGAUUGGACAGUCCCGUCAACCUUGCUUAGCUGACAGAGUCAAUAUGCCAUACACUGAUGCUGUCAUCCAUGAGAUUCAAAGAUUCGGGGAUGUUGUUCCACUGGGAUUCCCUAAACAGGUUGCUAAAGACACAACAAUAGGGGGAUACUUCGUUCCUAAGGGCACCUCUAUGACAACAAACAUGUCUUCAGUCCUGCAUGAUCCCAAUGAAUGGGAAACCCCAGACACCUUUAACCCAGGACACUUCCUGGAUGAAAAUGGCCAGUUUCGGAAGAGAGAUGCCUUCCUACCGUUUUCAGCAGGUAAGAGAGCGUGUUUGGGAGAGCAUCUGGCUCGUAAUGUGCUCUUCCUGUUCUUCACCUCCCUGCUGCAGCAAUUCACCAUCUCCAAAUGUCCAGGAGAGGAACCCAGUUUGGAGGGCAAGAUCUGGUUCACAUAUGCUCCUGCUCCCUUCCGCAUUUGUGUGUCCUCACGUUAGAACAAAACAAAAUCAUUAAAAUCAGACAUAAAGCACGUUUUCUGAUAUGCUUUUCUGGCUGAACAUCAACCGUAACUAUAGUUUAUGUUACCAUAAUCUUCAAUUUUUUCAAAAUGCAAUAUCAUUAUAAUCUUCAUCAUUACAAAAGCUAUAAUUCCUGUAGGGCAAACAGUAGAGCAUGGUACAAGCAAUGCCAUGGUCAUGGGUUUAAUUCCCAGGGAAUGUAUGAACUGAAAAAGUGUGAAGCCAUCUUUAGAAUUUUGUGUUUGAACUUCCGCUUUUGUGGUAGGUCUGUAUUUUUCCAUGGCAUCGCUGUCGAAGUAAAUUGUAGAGUUGACGGAUGUUAUCAUCAGCAUUGUGAUGUUUGAAGUGGAUGCAUAACAAAUCUCGGUAGACAGGAAGAUUUUAAAACGAUUGGUUCAUUCUUAAAUCUGAAAGAUCAUCCCCUUUAUGCUGUGGAAAUACAAACUGGAAGACAGAACACAACGAGUGCUGCAUUGAAAAGGGGCAGGGCUACAUUAAUCGCUUUAGAUAAAGAGAAUCUGCCAAAUACAUACAUGUCAACUUGUUUUUUUUUCUAUAUAUAAAUGUUCAUGUAUCCAUUUGUGUCGGAAUGCACUUCGUACGGGUAAAUGAUUUACUGAAGUGCUAUUUGUCAAUAGCACUAAUAAAUAAAUAAUAAAAUAAUAAAUUACACCCGA